Molecule: messenger RNA, 1088 nt
Organism: Lepisosteus oculatus (spotted gar)
Lineage: Eukaryota; Metazoa; Chordata; Actinopteri; Semionotiformes; Lepisosteidae
Gene: map1lc3c
Product: microtubule-associated protein 1 light chain 3 gamma
Biological process (GO): autophagosome maturation; macroautophagy; autophagy of mitochondrion
Cellular component (GO): cytosol; autophagosome; autophagosome membrane
Molecular function (GO): ubiquitin protein ligase binding
Source: RefSeq, a predicted model, not a curated record
AGCUAACCUCCUACAAUUCCAGUGCUAUGAUAAGCAGGGCAAUUUCAGGUUAGUGGAAUCGCCUAUCAAGAUGCCUCCUUCGGAAAAAAGCCAACACGCCAAACCCUUCAAGCAAAGGAAAAGCUUGGGUGAGUUCGCUUCUUCAAUGCGACCAACCAGAAAGGAGGAAGUUGCGGGGAUUCGGUUAAAAUUCCCGACUAAGAUUCCUGUGAUCGUGGAGCGAUACCACAGAGAGAAGUAUCUUCCUUCCCUGGAUAAAACAAAAUUUUUGGUCCCCCAAGAACUUACUAUGACCCAGUUUAUUACGAUAAUUAGAAACCGGAUGUCUCUCACGCCAAGUCAAGCGUUUUACCUCCUUGUCAACAACAGCAGCUUAGCCAGCAUGUCUCUCACCAUGGCCGAAGUGUACAAGGAUAACAAAGAUGAAGAUGGCUUUCUGUAUAUGACCUAUGCAUCUCAGGAGAUGUUUGGCUCUUGCACAGAGUGUACUGCUGUUGAACUAUCAAAGGCCGGAUGAAGACAAUCCUACAACCUCGGCUUAACUGUAGCAUUGGACACAUCACAACGCUGAGGUGUUAUUUCAAGGGGGAACAUCGGCAGGUCCAGAUGAUGGCAAACCUUUGUGGAGUUUGUAUUUAAAAAAAAUUUUAUGUGGCUGUUUUUGUAAUUGAGGUAUUUUUAAGGUGGUGUUUUUUUUCCUUAAUUGAGUAAAAUAAAUUGUAGAAUUCUUGAACUGGUGGGCUGCUUAUUCGAUUAGUGUUUAAUGACCCGACUUGGGAUGGCACAGUAGUUAGCAUUGCUGCCUCACAGUGAUGGAACACUGGGUUCAGUUUCUGAGGUGCUAUCGGUGUGGAGCUUGUGGGUUUCCUCGCAUAUUCCAGUGAUGUAAUGGCUUCUCCUGUGUCCUUGCCUUGUGCCCAUUGUGUGCCAGGAUAGGCUCUGGCUCCCCUGCAGCCCCGGUUUAGAAAAAGGGUUGGAAAAUGGAUGGAUCUGCUUUGCUCCAUCAGCAGUUGCUUUUAAUGGGACUCACAGCAUGUGGCUCACACACGUGCUUUACACUGGUCCUAGUCUUCAAAUGACAAACUUUA